This is a messenger RNA of Diachasmimorpha longicaudata, 12317 nucleotides long. RefSeq names its product DNA-dependent protein kinase catalytic subunit-like. Gene Ontology annotation, biological process: telomere maintenance; double-strand break repair via nonhomologous end joining; protein phosphorylation. The transcript is spliced from 3 exons. The record is from RefSeq and is a predicted model, not a curated record. Lineage: Eukaryota; Metazoa; Arthropoda; Insecta; Hymenoptera; Braconidae. Gene Ontology annotation, molecular function: protein binding; protein serine/threonine kinase activity. Bases 173 to 11380 code for a protein of 3735 amino acids. Gene Ontology annotation, cellular component: nucleus.
CGUCAGUGCCAUCAAAACUUAAAAGGAAAAAACAAACGUCAGCCUAGCAGAACAGCAAAACGCCGCUGACAAUAGCCGGGAUACAACUGCCUUAAUAACUGUGAUGACAAAAGUUGCUAAAGUAGUCAAUAAUGGAACUUUUCCGUGUCUGAAAACAAUAAUUCUAUAAAAUAUGGCGUCGACGAGUGCAUUGGUGGAAAUUUUUAUGAGGAACUGGCAAGAGGGGAACAAUGAAGAGUUGGCCUUACUAUUCAAGGAGGGUCCGAAACACAUCCAAAAUUUGUCCAAUGCAGAAAUAGAUCUCAUGCUGGAGGACCUCCUCCACGAGGAAGCCCUUCCGAAGUAUCUCCACGACUCCCUAGAUCAAAUGCGUAUCUCGAGAGAUACUGAGGCUGCAGUACGUCAAGGCUUCUAUCUUCUGAAGUACCUCCUCGAAACAUUCUCGAGCGUAUACCAUCCAUACCUACAUACAACCUUCACGGUAUGCGAAUUCUGCAUAAGAAUCAAGAUCUCCUGGUGGACAAGACGAUCAGCUUGUGAAGCCCUGAUUUCCCUGAUCAGAGCUUUCCCCAAGUACAAGAAAGGCUUCAACGAGUUCGCAUCCUUCUUCAUAAAAAGCCACUACGUUCACAAGAGUAACGAUUUUCUAUUGAUCCUGCGUGUGCUGUGCACGAUCGCCCGUUACCAUCCAGACUUGCCAGAAAUCUCGUCAAAUGGUCAAAAGUAUCAUGCGAGGAUCCUGCAGUACCUGCAGGACCCCGUCGACUCAAAAACCUGGAUGAUAUGCCUGGACUCCUUAACAAAUGUUCUUCACAACUUGCCCUUUCAGACACCAAACCAGCUAGAAUUCUGCUACAAUGAACUGAAUAAGUUCAUCUCCUUGACAGCUCAUGCUGAUGAUCGAAUCCCGCCCACGUUGGUCUUCCUGAGGGAGCACCUCCCAAAAUUCGAGUCCUUUAUUGUGGACACCUAUCCCAGGUGGUAUAACUUCAUGACGAACGCAAUCAGUAACAAUGAUCUGGCUCCCCUGGCGAUGGACAGCCUAAAGGUGUACUACGAAAUCCUAGCACAGGCGCUGCUACGCGAGGUCCCCGACAAUGCUCCAAGAAUCCUCACAGAACUCCGGGCAACGGUGAGAGAAAGCUUGACAGUAGAGAAACAACAUCCUCUGAAACUGAGAAUGUCCAUCAUGGGGUACAGCCACAUGGCCGAGCCCCUGAGGAUUCUGAUGAAUGACGAAUUUGGGGAGAUAUUCUCCCUCAUCUCCAGGAGGAUUCUCCCCAUGUAUUUUUCCGAAGACGACGAUAGUCACUUGAACGACAUCGCUGAUUAUCAAGAGGCCCUAGCCAGGAUGCUCCUGCAAGUUCCUGAUGUCACAGGUGAUCAAAUCAGGUGUCUCACGAAGAUGUGUGUCCUGAUGAUCAAGAGAUAUCCAGAAUUGAAGCCAACAGGUCAGAGGCUGGCCGAAGGAUCAUUGAAGAAGACGAUUGAUCACAUGAAUCGCCUGAAGCCGCACAUCUUCGAGGAUUUUCUCAGCAACGUCAUCUACGAGGGAGUCGUGUGGAGCUGCUCCCACUGCCUCGUGAUCGAUGCUGAACUUAAACAGGAUUUGGAGAAUCUUAAGAAACGGCCCGUCACCUGCAAGGAAUAUCUACCCCUGUGGCAGGCCCUCUUGACCCCUGAGGACUACAGGAUGAAUAGUCAGGAGAAGGUGUCCAGUGAAAUGCUGACGAUUUGCAUGAACCUAACAUCUAAAUUAGAUAUCAGGAUCAGAUCCAAAGAGAACAAUGUCUCUUCGAACAUCGCACUUUCUCAGGUGCCUGAAAACGAGGAUGACUUCCGAAUAUUUUUGAAUCUAGUGGAUCUCUACGAGGACCUCCUCCCAGAAAUAAUUGGCUCAUCGGGAGACUUGCAGAAGCUCAUUGAAACUCUUGUCACAACGUCGAGUAAGCAUCCCUUUCUUUCCGGGUUCUACAGACUAGUGAGGAGAACUCUGAGUGUCACACACUCGCUUUACCUCCCCCACCCUCAUCUGAUUCUGGACUACCUCAGGAAAACGUUGAAGCUGGUCUUCGAGUUCCCCCACGAGCUCCAGGUCUCCUGCAUUCAAUUACUGCUACAUCCCCCGCAGACCCUCAUUAAGGAGAUGCUUCCCGAGAUGGCUCCAGUUUUCACUCUGGCUUUUCGAAUAGGUCUGAAUAACUACGAAUUAGCUGACAGUGCUCUCGAAGAUCUGGAGAGAUUCGUCACUUCUGGGGACGAAGAACCAGUCAGGGCUCUUCUUCUCGAGGUUCUCCCUUCCCUCGAGGUCUGUCUCCGCAGCAAAGAGAGCCUCGAGAUUCACAAAACCCUAGAAUCGCCGGGAAAACUAGCUCCCAGGACCGACAAUGCCCUGGACCACCUCCAAAACAAGAUCCUCCUCUUCUUUGGUAGAAUCAGUAACUCUGUCAUGCUGGAGUUCCUUUACAAGCAGUCUCAGAGCACCGGAGGCACCUGGGAUAAAAAGAACCUUCUGGAGUACACCAUGACCUUCCCAGAUGAUAACCUCCCCAUCCACUUGGAUACAAUUCUCCCGAGGAUUAUCGAGUUGUCCUUGUGCUGCAGUGACCACAGGACGAGAAUCUCCGCCUGUGAGACCCUCUACUCCAUCGUUAUCAUCGUCGUGGGAAUGACUGUCAAGUACAUUGCCAACACCCCUGAGCGCUACGCCCUCUCCUACAAGACCCUCUGCCCAGUACUUCUGCGGCUCGGCUGCGAUCCUGACGUUGUUGUCAGGCAAAUCUUCGAUCCUCUGAUGUUUCAAAUCACUCGCUGGCUGAGCUCUAAACUCCUCCGCGAUUCGUCUGCCGUUGGUCAUCUUGUCGAAUGCUUAUUCGACGGUCUCUGCGAUGAGUCUGACUCCUCCAUCAGUGAUUUCUCUGGCAUGUGCUUGGCUGAGUUCUCUAAGUGGUCGAUAAAGCAGGCUACUGACAGCGAUUCAAGAAAAAUACCUGUCAAUAUUCAUAAUCUGGUGGAGAAUAUCAAGAACUUUGCUCUUCAUCCCUGGAAAAAGCGGAGAGUUGCUGCUGCUGUUGCCUUCAAUCAUGUCUACAUGUUCCUCAGGGAGAGCGUGGAGAUCGUUGAUGUUUUCUGGCUGGAGUUCCUGCAUUGCUUCGUCGAGGCCAUGGAAAACUGCUCAGAUGCCAGGAUCAGGGAUGCCCUGGAUCACGUCGUGAGGGUACUCUCACAGAAAGAGGAGAUGUUUCGUGAGUGCCCGAGUGAGAGAAGAAUACCUCCGGGUUUUCAGGAUGGAACAGUCAAGGGCUGCGUCGAGUUCUUGUUGAAUCACUGCAUUAGUCUGGACGAGGACACCAGAACGAAAUGCAUGGAUGUCUAUGAACGACUGACUGAUAAAGUAAAAAAUGAUGAACAAUACAUGAAAAUCCAGACUUUAGGGGUGAUGAAGUUGGAGGCAUCAGGAGUAGGAGCAGGGGAAGGUUUGAAGAGGCUCGCAGCUGCUCUGGACUUCUCCAUGUGGCUUCUUCGACGUGAAUUCAUUGACCCACAGCUACUCUUGGAUUCCCACCUCCAGAGCAGCUCGAUCUUCUCGGCCAUUCAGAUGUUCAUGGCUGGGGUCGGUAGAGACGAUGAUGAGGCUGCUGUUGUCCUCAAACUCAUGGACUUCAUGGUCACAGUCCUGGAGACACAAUUGGUGAAUGAAGAGCACAUUUAUGGUGCCCUCUUCAACGAGGAGUUCUGUAGUUGGAUGGCAGAAUGUGUCAGGCAACCAGAAGUUCUCGGGUUCAAUGUUAAGAACUUUGAAAUGACGAAGCUACUGCCGAUGAAGAUUGAGAACCUAAUGGAGACGUUGAUUAAGCACGUGUCGAGGGAAAGGUUUCAGCCUGUUCUCAAGGCCCUCAGCUCUCGGUUCGAUGAUCUCCCAGGGGUGAUGAACAUCGUGAACUUGGAGUCUCCUCGAGUCCCCUCUCUGCAGGACAAAUUGAAGAAUUUGAUUUUCAUGAAACGCUGCAAUUUGUUAGAAUUAUUGCAGAUGAAUGAGAGAGUUAGCAAAAAUAAGUUUGAGAUAAUAUCCUUCCUCUUUGAGGUGGUGAAGACUAUCGAGGGGAGCAAGUGCUGGUGCGCAGAUCUGGCACCAGACAAGAAACUCCACUUCGAGGGCUUUUUGGAGCUGUCGCUGGAUGACGAGGGCUUUGAUUGGCUGGUAAAGUCGAAGACUGGGCAGAUCGAUGAGCUAUUGGAAUGCGAUGAAAAGUCCCAAAUAACUCAUGGCGAGCACUUCAUCGUCACAUUUAAGGACGUCUUCAUGCGUUAUCUGAUGAAAGACAUCAAGACUUCUGUGAAGGUGAUGGGGAAUUUAUCGAGACAGUCACCUGAUUUCAUUCUGUUUAUCAUGAACGAGACAGCGAUAUGGCUUCAGAAGCACCGAACUGAUCAUCGGAAAGUCGCUGAAGAAUUCUCGGAAGAAGCUAUUUCGACGUUCGAGGAUUUCCGGAAAAUCCAGAACAAUUUUGAAAAGCGAAAACAGUUGCUGAUGAACAUUUACAGAACUGCUGUUCGAUUGAGACAACGCAUCGAUAUCAAGGUAGAGAACAAGGAAAUGUACUUUUGGAUAAUUGAAGAAUUCCAUAGAAGUUCUUCAAUUCCAGAGAAGACGCGAAUACUGAAUGACUUUCUGAUCUGCCUCCUGGACGAAUCCAACGACAAUGCAGAACUCAAGGUUAUGUUCAAGUCAUUCGACGUUCUGAAUGCCUCCAAGGAUGAUUAUGGCUUCUUGCAGCCGAGUUUGGCUACCACAGAAGUCCUGGACUACUUCCACACUCUGAUAACAGCCCUUACCAUCACCAAGUCUCUGGUAAUCCUGGAAGCAGCGACGAGUUGUGCCAUGAAACUCGGGAGAUACACCUCAAAUAAAUCCAUCACCGAUCACUUGGAAGCUUAUUUUUCCUCAAUACCACCAGCAAAAGCCCUUGAUUCGCUCCAAAAGAUGUACGAGGUGUUCCUGGAUCCCUCGUUUCCAGACAAAAAACCAGACGCCGUGAGGUAUUUCUUGCUGCCAGUGUUCAAGUACUGUGAUGAAGGAAUCAUUCACGACUUUUUCGUGAGGAACAUUAAGGAAAUGGUGAAAAGCAUCAUAGGAGAACUACCGAAGACCCUGGAAGAUCGACAGUUAGUGCUAACAACGAGAAUUCAGACUUUCAGUCUUUUUGAGAUUAUGUUCUCCAGAUUGAGUCUCGAUUCGAUAAAUAGUUCACUGUCAAGCCAAAUCUCCGAAGUGACACAAUCAAAUGAUGGAGUGCUUCUCCAGCUCUUUAAGAAGACCCUCGACGUCAGGAAAAUGCCAGUGAAUCCUGAAGAAAAGUUUCUCAUGAGACUGCUACACUGUGCUGCUUUCAACUGCGGUAUCACCAUGGUGAGUGUGUCCAAAGAGGACAGGUACCUCCUCGGGCUAUUCGGUGAGAACCCAAAGAAGGAUCAGCUCCUCUGGGAGAGGAUAAUCGACCUCUCGAGGAACUAUCCACUGAGUCAGACGUUUAAAGAGUUUCCGAAGCAGCGAGAUGUCUUGGUCAGCAUCAGGAAAAAAUUGGAGGCGAGGAACGAUUCAUGGAAGUUCUCAUCUCUGAAGAGCUAUAAUCUGGCGUCUUCAACACUGACGGAGGACCUUGGUGCUUACGACAUGCAUGGGGUGAUUCCACUAAUGACUCGUCGAGAACCGACGUCAAUGGUGAUAACACUCGAGUCUGAUGAUCUGAAUGAUCAUGAGUGUAUGGCUGCUAUUGUCGGAUUGAUACAGCACACCAGUGCGGCGCAUCCAGGUGGCAUAGACAAGCCCCCGCUGUGGCUGAUGCCUUUUGUAGGAGCCCUAACCAUAGCCCACAAGAAUGUCCAACUCUUUUUGCUAAAAGUCAUCCUAAAUACUCAAGAAGUCUUCAAACCAUUCGCUCGACUUAUGAUAAAAAAGAUCGCAGUGGUAAUUUCUUCGAUCCUCAGCACCUCUCCCUUCAGCUACAUUGUCGCUGACGUUCUCCUGAUGCUGGUGGACUGGUCUGAUCCGUCUAAUGAGGAGUCGAAAGAAGCAGUCAACUCUAUGUUCGACAUCCUGGUGGAGAAAGUGGACGUCAAUUCGCCGUCACAAGCUAUCAUCAAAUACAACUACACCAUAAUCGACAUGCUGGUGAAGGCUUGGCACCAGGUACUGGAACCUCCCAAAAGUCUUCAGGAGAAGAUGACAGUCAUGCCCGAGGGAGCUAUCCGACUCGUCCUCUCGUUGCUUCAGAAUGACCUGGGGCCGAAGCUAGUGAAUGACCAUCGAGUUUUCCAGUUUUUGAUAAACAUGUUCAAGGACUGGAAGAGGAAGGAGGAGGUGCUGGUGCAGACGUCUGCUGCAAUUGGACUGUUCCUAAAGUUCUCAGCACCUCAGGACCCUGACGGUAAGCUACGAGAUACGGGAGUUGUGAAAAUUCGCGAGGUGUUCAGGGACAUACAGGAGCCCAACAGACUCAUUAAGUCAGUCCACGCCAUGUGCACAGCCUUUCCAGGGCUUCUGUACGAAUUCUAUCAAUUCGUCACUCACAAUCAUUUGAAGGUAUCGUCUACCACGAAGGUCAAGAGCAUGGAGCUCUUCCUACUGAGACUUCCCCAUUUGUCUGAACAGGAUAUAUACCAGGAGAUCACCUACAUUAAGUUCCAGGAGCUCUUGGAGAAUAAAGUCUUGGCUUGCGAGAAGAUAUGUUUGGAGAUCAUCUUAAUUCUUACCCAGAAACUGAGCAGCAAGACUCUGCUUCCCUUGGCCCAUAUCGCUGCCAAGUAUUCCAGUCACGACAACCCGGAGUACAGAGCUCUUACCUACGACAUUUUCAUGAACAUCUCCCGACGUUACAUGUAUGAACUCUCCGAGGACGAGUCAGCGACUCUGGCCGAUUUGAGCCAGAAAAUUCUUCUUCUUGGGCUUCUGGAUCCCUGGGAGUCCCUCCAAGAGAAGUGCAUGACCUUCUGGACUAAAGAUAUGAAAUUAAGACACAAAUCUUUCGAAAGAAUACUCGACAUCCUGGACAAAUAUUCGUCAGAAGUCGCCCAGGACUUCCUUCCAAUCUUCGGUAUAUUACUUCUCAAUUUAUCGAAAGAAUCGUCAGUUUACAAAUCAGAUCUGUUCCUGCCACUGAGCGGCACCUACGAGGACUAUAAAAUCACUACCUCCUGGAAAAUGAGGAACCUGAGUUACCGAGUUCCUCUCUUCCUCACCUCGUACGCCAGUGAGUGCAGCCAACGGUUUACCUCAUCAUCCUUACCAUCAGACGAUGUCUCCACGAAUGAUGACCUGAUGGUCAGAGCAACGAAUUCCCUGGAGUUCGAGCCGACGAUGGCUGGGACAUUCCUAGCGGAGAGAAACCCCGCAAAUACUACCACUGACGACGUCUUCGCGGUGCCAGCAGUCCCCACGCGGUUUUCCAGAAGAUUUGUAGACAGUAAAUCCUCACCUUCUAGCAGCUAUGAGACUCUCCAAACAGGUCAAGACCUGCAACAUCAGGCGAUCAGAGGAAAGAACACCAUAAAGCUCACAAGACGCUACAGGCUCGGUGAACUCCCGGAUAUCCAGAUCACCCACGAGGCAGUUAUCAAUCCCCUCCAGGAGCUCAUCAAGAAGGAUCCUCUGAUUUGCAAGAAUCUGAUGAUCACGAUCAUCAGUUCUAUGUUGGAAAAAUUUCAGGAUCAUCGAGUGAUUGAGAUGCGGAAGUUCUACGACGAGAUGGCAGAAAAAAUCUCCAAAAAGUUCGAGACUAUCUUCAAGGACCACCGAGGAGGUGGACUGAUGAUCUCUGUAGCUCUGGAGGUCCUUCUGAAGCAUCCGGAUUUGAAUUUCACACCGGAAACAGUUUUCCAAGCCGCUAAGGCCAAUGGACUGGAAGUCCUGGGAAGCCUGCUGAUCGAGAAGAAGUUGAUGGCAAAUUUUGAGGGCCGACAGACCUCCUCAAAAAGGAUUAGAGGCCCUGAUGAUGUUGAAAACACUGUCGAGGACUGGGUGAACCUGGGAGAGCUCUACGAGUCCAUAAGCGACAUUGAUGUCUUUCUAAGUGUCUUCAAGAACCAUGUACCAGGGGAAGAGCUUAACUCUGCGUCAUCAGCUCGCAGCAGGAGUUCCUGGGAAGAAGCCAGAACUCAUUAUGACAGAGCUGUCGAAAAGGAGAAGGGAGCAAUUCGUCGUCACUGCAAGCGAGGACUCUUCGAGUGUCUGGCACGUCUCUCAGAAUGGGACCUGAUCUGCAAAAACAUUCUCAAGGUUCUCGGUGAAGAGAGGAGUCUCAUGCAAAUUCUGGAAACAACACAGUCCUCUAGAAGCUCCUGGAUGAUUCCCUGGUACUUCAAAUCCAAAAUGUACCAGAUUUUUAUGGAUUGUGCCCGUGCAAAAACGUUUUUUACGGAUCUACAAGAACUCAUAAAGACACAGGAAGGUAAGAAUCUGGUGGAGGACAAUUUCACCGAGGAAUUGGCGAUAAUCCUUUCUUCCGCAGCGAAUGAACACGCCAGGGCAUUAGUCCUACGUGCCCUGAGAAAUACCAAGGAUCGAUGGAGUCAGCUGAGUCCUCUGUCUAUUCAAUUGCGACUGCAGGAGGUGAUUAGGUUACGUGGACUCUGUGACACCAAGUUCUUCAGAGACGCCCUGGCUGAUUUGCGAAGAGGAAGGUCAGAUGGUGUUGAAGGUCUGGUAGAUUACUGGGAGAGAAGUUUCCCUGUUCCUAAGGACGAUCUCCUUCCCUGGGAUAUUCAUCUGGCUCAGAGAACACACAUGGCAAAUACCUUGAUAAUGACACUUCCUACGACUCUCUACGACUCUGAGGCCCUAUCUUCCAGGCUGUCGACACUGGAGUUGUGCCAGAAGAUGGCUCUCAUAAAAUUGGCUUAUCACAACAAAAAUCCCAUUCUCAUGGCCAAGUACAUGGUGGAAGUGAAAGAUUUCAUUCCCCACCAGACGCUAGAUAUACAGACACAAUUCGAAUUCAACAAGAUCCAGAUAAAGUUCCUGAGAGGACAAUUAGGCACUGACGAAGUUAAAGUGAAGAAUCUUUACAGCUGCAAGCAAAAUUCGGACAAGUUCCUGAUAACUGAGAGUAUCGGUCUCGACACAGCCAUCGAAAAUUUACAGUUGAUGUCUGACUGGUCUCUGGAGAUGUUGGCUCUGAAAGAUUCAGAUGUGGAGGUUUUUAACAGAAUCGUGUCCAAGCUGAUUGAAUCCUCAGCAUAUCUUCCUGCGAAUCUUCAGCUGGAGGACUAUGCUUUAGAUCAGCUCAAGAAAACUUUAGGAACCGUCACAACAGAUCCGACCCCCAAACGUCAGCAGGGCUGUCAUUUGAAGAUUCUGAAAUACUGUCACAACAGGAUUAUCGAGGGAAGCGAAGACGAAGAGAUCGUUAAAUUGCUCAUUGAAUCAACCUUAAAGGCCAUUAGCUACGGCUCCAACGAGGCAAUGAACUAUUUCCCUUAUGUCCUGAAAGAGGAAUGGCUCAGGGAUAAAGACACCGAGGGCUCCUUUGUACUUUUGACGGAGGAAAUCCCCAGUUGGAAAUUCCUCAAGUGGAUGCCCCAGCUCUUUAUACACCUGUCAUCACCCCUUCGCGGUAGUGUUGCUCCUAUCAUCGAGAGACUGGCUGACGACUACCCCCAUGCUCUAUUCUAUUGUGUCCAGUCCACUCUGGAUAGUAAUCCAGAGCUCCAGGAGGAUCCAACGAUGCAGAAGUUGUUGGAUAAAUUCAAAGACCGGAAUGACAUGAGGGACUUUGUGGAGGCGCUGGAGUACCUCGUGAGGCCAGAGCUGCUUCUGAAGUACCAUCUCGACGAUCUAGUGAACAAUCUGCGCCUGGGGAGACACACGGUGGUCGAUAGACUUCUGAAGAAGGUUUAUCAUCCGAAAAAUCCAUCCAUGCGAGGAGACAUCUACAAACUCAUUUCGUCCUUUGAACACGAUGUGAUCAAAAUCAAGGAAAUGCCUCAGGAGGAGAUUCAGGGGUUCGUGGAGGCCUUGAAGGGGCGACUGGAUUAUUCCAUAAAGAAGCAGAAGGACAGCAAUAACUUGAGAGACUACAGCCCUUACCUCAGUCAGCUGAAUGGUUCAGGUCUCGAGGUGCCGGGAUUGUACUCUGGGGAGAGCUGUCCAGACCCCAGGUAUCACCCCAGAAUCAUCAAGAUCGAGGGGAAAGUACAGGUGAUGAAAUCCGUGAGGAAACCCAUAAGAAUAACCAUCAUUGGAGACGAUAACAAGUCCUACAAUUUCCUGGUGAAAUUCGGAGAAGAUCUGAGACUUGAUCAACGUCUCCAGCAGGUCUUCAGCGUGAUGAACGAGGUUCUGAAGACAGACAUCGUCUGCUCCCAGAGAAAUCUCUCCAUCAAAACCUUCAAAGUGAUACCCUUCUCAUCUAGACUGGGGCUCAUUGAGUGGAUCGGAAAUGCCAAAACCCUCCAGGAGUUCAUCGAGUUCACGUGGAACGACACUCAGAAGAGGAAUUUACUGGAGGUGGACAGUGAGUACGAAGCUUGGAUCAGUGAGUGUAGCACUGGAGAGGUUAGGAGGUCGGUGAGAUACAGGGAGGCUGUUCUCAAACGAUCAGCUGAGGAGACUAUUCAAAAAAUGAAGUCUUUGAUUGCUAUGACCGACUCUCACGCUCUCAGGAGGACUUUUGAGGUGAUCAGCCCGUCUGCAGAGAGCUUUGUGUCUUUUAGAAGGAACUUUAUAACUUCAUACUCGGUGAUGUCUGUGGCACAGUGGAUCCUGGGGAUUGGAGAUAGACAUCUGGAGAACACUAUGAUCGGGGUACAGUCUGGCGAGUGCAUUGGUAUCGAUUUCAAUAUGGCCUUCGGUGGAGGCAUUGAUCAGGUAAUUCCUGAAUUGAUGCCCUUCCGGCUGACAAAACAACUACUGCGACUCGUGGAGCCCUUCAACGAAGGGGAUCUCAUUUCAGUGACGAUGGGUCACGUUCUGAGGGCCAUGAGAAACCACAGGGGUUUAAUUUCAGGAGUUCUUGGAGCUAUUGUACAUGAGCAAUUGAGUGGGAUGCAAUUCAAGAAGAAGUUUGAGUGUAUGAACCCGGAGGAGGCAGGAGCCAUCGACAGGGUUCCCAUGAAGAAAACAGAGAUGAUAAUGAGAAAGCUAAGGGGUGAUCAUCCAGCGGAGGUUAUGGUGGAGGAACUCAGAGAACAGCAUUUCGAGGGAGAGUGGUUUGGGAGGUACGAGGCCAUCGUGAAAGGGGUAGAUUCUGAGGAGCAGUCAGUGAGAUCGAACUUCCAGGAGAGGGGAUUGAGCCCUGAGGAACAAGUCCAAUGUCUGUUGGAACAGGCCACCGAUCUUAAUGUUCUGGGGAGGACUUAUGGAGGGUGGAGGCCAUAUUUGUGAGGAGGAAAAUACGUACCAAAGGAACAUGAGCAUGACUAUAAUAUUAUAAUAUCGGCGGAAAAAAUAUCCCCGAAAAAAUAUCCCUCCGAUUGGGAGGAUACCCCCAAUAAACCAAAAAUUAUUAUUUUAUAUUUUUUUAAACUGAAUAUGGUGAAUAAUUUAAUAAAAAUAAAUCUUUUUUCGGAAAUUUUCAUUUGAAAUCAAAAGAUAUCUGGAAUAAAUUGAAAAACAAAAAAUUAAGAUUUAUCUUGGGAAUAUUUUUUCAGGAGAUUUUAGCUGGGAUAUUUUUUUCGGGAUUUUUAUAUUCGUACCAUACUAACAUAUAGAAUUAAGAAAUUAAGAGAAUAUUUUUUAUGAUUCGAGUGGCCUGUCUUUGGAAGGUGAAUUUCAUUUUGUUUUUACAUAGACAUCGACCAAUAAUUGACUAACAAGCGAUUAUUCAAGGAUCGGCUGAUCGUCGACCGAGUGCGCUAGUGAUUUCCUACAUAGUACAUAGCUGGGUACAUAGCUGGGGGUGAAAUGGUCACCUAAUGGGAAAAAACAUUCCCCUCCCAGGAACAUGUAUUGAGAGGCAUCCUAAUGAUUCAGGAUAAUUACAGAAAAAUAAUAAGAAAUUUUUCUAGAGAUAGUAGAGCAAAAAAGUUGUGACAUUUCGGAUGUAAAUUCAAUUGUAGCUGUGCCACAAUUGUUGUAAGUGUAGACAAGGAAAUGAAAAACAAUGGAGAUCACCUUCAGAAGAUGGCCUACUCAGGCUUUAAUCGUGAAUUGUUAUUGCGUCACGAGCUCUCGGAGAACUUAAUUUUUACCAAUGAAUUAACAAUGUUGACGUUUAAAGAAGUAUUCAUAUAGUUUUUUAUUCAAGAAUUUUUCCACUACAGUUUUGUACUAAGAAUCGCAAAAAUUUUAAUUGCAAAUAAAUGAUUAUAUCUAUUUUGCA